Molecule: messenger RNA, 4386 nt
Organism: Talpa occidentalis (Iberian mole)
Lineage: Eukaryota; Metazoa; Chordata; Mammalia; Eulipotyphla; Talpidae
Gene: LDLR
Product: low density lipoprotein receptor
Exons: 18
Coding region: 33-2684 (883 amino acids)
Molecular function (GO): protein binding; calcium ion binding
Source: RefSeq, a predicted model, not a curated record
ACUCCUCCCCCUGCGAGAAACUUCACAUUGAAAUGUUGCAAAUGACUGGGGCCCCGCGAAGCCCGGUUUCCAGCGCCGACUCUGCGGACAGCUGCCAGCGCCCGGCCGUCGCGGGGGAGACUGCAAACAUGAGGCCCGAAAACUGGGGACUGCGCUGGGCGGUGGCCCUGCUCCUCGCCGUGGCGGGGGCAGCAGUGGGAGACAAAUGUGGGAGAAACGAGUUCCAGUGUGGAGACGGGCAGUGCAUCUUCUACCACUGGGUCUGCGACGGGCGAGCAGAAUGUGCCGAUGGCUCCGAUGAGUCCCAGGAGUCCUGCAUGUCUGUCACCUGCAAGUUGGGGGACUUCAGCUGUGGUGGCCGUGUCAAUCGCUGCAUUCCUCUGUCCUGGAGGUGUGACGGCCAGAUGGACUGUGUGAAUGGCUCAGAUGAGGAAGGCUGUGCCCCCCAAACAUGCUCCCAGCACGAGUUCCGCUGCCAGGACGGCAAGUGUAUCGCUCCGGAGUUUGUCUGUGACUUGGACCGAGACUGUGCCGACGGCUCGGAUGAGGCGUCCUGUCCGGUGACCACCUGCGGCCCCGCCAGUUUCCAGUGCAACAGCUCCGCCUGCAUCCCUGAGCUGUGGGCUUGCGACGGCGACCCCGACUGUGAGGAUGGCUCAGACGAGUGGCCGGCGAGCUGCGGGGGCCUCGACCCGCUGGCCAGGCGAAGGGACAGCAACCCCUGCACGGGCCUGGAGUUCCACUGCGGGAGCGGAGAGUGCAUCCACGCCAGCUGGCGCUGCGACGGCGGCCCCGACUGCAAGGACAAGUCUGAUGAGGAGAACUGCACCAUUGUUACAUGUCGGCCUGACGAGUUCCAGUGUUCCGAUGGGACCUGCAUCCACGGCAGCCGCCAGUGCAACAGAGAGUAUGACUGCAAGGACAUGAGUGAUGAACUUGGUUGCAUCAAUGUGACCCUGUGUGAGGGGCCCAACAAGUUCAAGUGCCACAGCGGUGAAUGCAUCACCAUGGACAAAGUCUGCAACUCCGUCAGGAACUGCCGGGACUGGUCAGAUGAACCCCUCAAGGAGUGUGGGACCAAUGAGUGUUUAGACAACAAGGGUGGCUGCUCCCACAUCUGCAACGACCUCAAGAUCGGCUACAAGUGCUUGUGCCCCGAGGGCUUCCGGCUGGUAGACCAGCGAAGAUGUGAAGAUAUUGACGAGUGUCAGGACCUUGACACCUGCAGCCAGCUCUGCGUGAACCUCCAGGGCAGCUACAAGUGUGAAUGCAUGGAGGGCUUCCAGCUGGACCCCCACACCAAAGCCUGCAAGGCUACAGGCACCAUCGCCUACCUAUUUUUCACCAACCGCCAUGAGGUGAGGAAGAUGACUUUGGACCGAAGCGAAUACACCAGCCUCAUCCCCAACCUAAAGAAUGUGGUUGCCCUGGACACCGAGGUGGCCAGCAACAGAAUCUACUGGUCCGACCUAUCCCAAAGGAAGAUCUAUAGCACCCAGAUUGACAGAGCCCAUAGCUUCUCCUCCUAUGACACCGUCAUUGGCGAGGACCUCCAGGCCCCCGAUGGGCUGGCAGUGGACUGGAUCCAUGGCAAUUUAUACUGGACCGACUCUAUCCUCGGCACCGUCUCUGUGGCUGACACCAAGGGGACCAAGAGGAAGACGCUUUUCAAGGAGAAAGGCUCCAAGCCUCGGGCCAUUGUGGUGGAUCCUGUCCACGGCUUCAUGUACUGGACAGAUUGGGGAACUCCAGCCAAGAUCAAGAAGGGGGGCCUAAAUGGUGUGGACAUUUACUCUCUGGUGACAGAAGAUAUUCAGUGGCCCAACGGUAUCACUUUGGAUCUUUCCGGUGGCCGCCUGUACUGGGUAGACUCCAAGCUCCACUCCAUCUCCAGCAUUGAUGUCAAUGGGGGGAACCGGAAGACUGUUUUGGAGGAUGAGAAAAGGCUGGCGCACCCCUUCUCCUUGGCCAUCUUCGAGGAUAAAGUCUUUUGGACAGAUAUCAUCAACGAAGCCAUUUUCAGUGCUAACCGCCUCACAGGCUCGGACAUUAAUUUGUUGGCUGAAAACCUAUUGUCCCCAGAGGACAUUGUCCUAUUCCACAAUCUCACACAGCCAAGAGGGGUGAACUGGUGUGAGAGGCCCGCCCUCCAAAAUGGUGGCUGCCAGUACCUGUGUCUCCCAGCCCCACAGAUCAACUCCCACUCACCCAAGUUCACCUGUGCCUGCCCCGAUGGCAUGGUGCUGGCCAAGGACAAGAAGAACUGCCUCAUAGAGAUUGAACCUGCAGUGACCACCCAGGGGCCCUCCACAAUCACGUCGACAGCUGUGGGGCUGAAGCACACCACCCGCCCGAAGUCAGGGGUCAUCCUUGAGCUCACCACGACCGAGACAGUGACCAUGUCCCAUCAAGUCCUGGGCAACGGUGUCAGCAGAGGAGAGGAGGAGGGCUCUGGUGGCAUUAGGACUUUGUACAUCGUCCUUCCCAUCGCACUGAUCAUCAUGCUGAGCUUCAGUACCUUCCUGUUCUGGAGGAAUUGGCGGCUUAAGAGCAUUAACAGCAUCAACUUUGACAACCCAGUGUACCAGAAGACCACAGAGGAUGAGGUGCACAUCUGCCGCAGCCAGGACGGCUACACCUACCCCUCGAGACAGAUGGUCAGCCUGGAGGAUGAUGCUGCUUGAGUCAUGGCCUUGGGCCCAUCCCUUCCAGGAACCUGCUGCUGGUCACAGGCAGGAAGAACACUUUCUCCCAGGACCCUUGACCCUUUCUGAGACCUCAAUACCCUCCUGUCUCAUUCAGAGAAAGAGACCAAAAGUACCUGGCAGCUGCGGCCUCGGGCCUGUCUGCCAGAGCUUUGUUUUAUAUAUUUAUUGUCUAGGAGGCAGAACAGACUUCUGACAGUGCCUACAGAGAGGGCUUGGGUGGGGAUUUGUCUCUCUCUAUGUAAAAAUGGAAAAGAGGAGGAAGUUGAACAAGCUGGGGUGACUAGUCUGUCCUUUCUGGGGAUGUCUGGCCUUCUCCCCUCCUCCACUCAUUGCUCACCUAAGGGUCUGACAGAGAGACAUGUAGCAAGAGACAGUGAGUAGCUUUGAGCAGGUGCUACCCACAGGGUCCCAGGUGGCUGCUUGACCACUGUUUUCUAGAGAACUCAGGAAUAAAUAUGUUUACCUCUGUCUUGCUGGAUAGCCAGUUAGCUUUGGCUCUGACACCCCUGAAAAGGACAAACUAGGGUUUUCUUGGCUGGGUUUGCCCCACCCCCUUAAGCUGGGAGGGAGCUAUGGUGGUAUUGACAUGGCUGAAUCCAGCAUUCUAGGGGUGGCAUCAGCUGAGUCCCCUUCACUCACAAAAAUCAUGGCAGUUCCCAGGGAAACCUGAGCCAACGAUCGCCUUAAUAUUUAAGUGCCUGAGACACCUGCUGCCUCUGCCCUCUCAUAGCCCCCUUCAGGAUGGGUGGUGCCCAGACCCCGCCAGGUCCGUUCCACAUUCUCUUGCACUUUUUCAGUUCAGGGUUGUACAUUGUGUAAAGCUCACGUUCAUAUAUUUUGCACUGCUUUCAGUUUGGGUUGGGAUGGACUCCCAGGCCAGAGGGGCCGGUGUCCAUGAGCCUGCUGACAAGGGGGCUUCCUCCCAGCAUCUCGGGAGGUGUACAAAGGGUCAGGGCCCCCAAGACUUGGAAGCCAAGAGCCUGACUGGUGUUUCCAGGCCUAUGCAGAUGCCCCUGAGCCCUUAACUCCCCCAACAUGACACAGGGCAGUCGUGGGUGACAGGUGUCUAUCUGAAACGUGUGUGGCCUUGGAGCCCUGCAAGUCCUCUGAGCUUGAUCAUUUUCUGGGACUUAUUAUAAGAAUGCUCUCUGAAAUCACCACAAAUGUUGCAUAUAUGACCAGAGGGACCGCAGCAGCAGCCCCCCAUUCCCUUGUGAAGAUGCGGAAGGGAUCAUCACUGUUCUCUGCAGCUGCACACACGACCCGCCCUGUCGGAAACUGGGAAAGGUUUUUCUUUCUGAAGCAUGUAAAUAAACCCCCAUAUAGAGGAGGGGGCUUUUGUCAUGGUUGCACUUUGUAUAUUUGUGGAAACACUUAUCACUUAUAUAUAUGAAAAGAUUAUUUAUUUUUGCCCACCCUGGCUGCUGUGUUUGUUUGGUCGAGGGAGUCUGUCGGAGAUGCCUGUCUUUCUGUACAAAGAUUAUUUGCACCAACCGUGUACCACACUCUUCAGGAAAAUCAUGUCUGUUGUAAAUACAGGUUGCUUUUGGGGGCUGGGUAUCGCUCUUUCAAACCACUGUAUAGAAUGUUUUUAUAGACUGAGUGUCUUACUGUGAUCAAUUAAAUUUCUUAAAUGAACCAUUUGGCAAACCUAAUGCAUUUUCAUCUUCUGUUUGUU